AUGGCCAAACCAAACUGCUCCUCGAGGGCUUCUGUGGAGCUAAGCUGUGUUCAGGAGCUGCUCUGUAACUCCAGCUUUAAGCUAAACCUUAGUGAGGUGGAGUUGGAGGACUACUGCCUAAACCAGGAGGAGUAUCUGGAAAAGUACCUGGGUCCCCGACGCUCACCUGUCUUCCUUCCCAUUUGCAUCACAUACCUGCUCAUCUUCUCUGUGGGCGCCAUGGGCAAUGUCCUCACCUGCACCGUUAUCGCUCGUCACAAAGUUAUGAGGACGCCCACUAAUUUCUACCUGUUCAGUUUGGCAGUGUCAGACCUACUGGUUCUCCUGCUGGGCAUGCCCCUGGAGCUCUAUGAGAUGUGGAGUAAUUAUCCUUUUCUGCUGGGGAAGAGUGGCUGCUACUUUAAGACCUUCCUCUUUGAGACUGUGUGUUUUGCCUCCAUCCUCAAUGUGACAGCACUCAGCAUUGAGCGUUACAUUGCUGUGGUGCACCCACUCAGGGCCAAAUAUGUGGUCACGUGCACCCAUGCUAAGCGUGUUAUCUUAUGUGUUUGGAGUGCGUCCGUGCUGUGUGCCGUACCUAACACCAGCCUCCAUGGCAUCUUCACCAUUCCCCUGCCUAGAGGGAGAGGAAAGGGUACCUUGGCCAGCUCAGCCACAUGCAUGCUGGUGAAGCCUCGUUGGAUGUACAACCUGAUCAUACAGAUCACCACCUUGCUCUUUUUCCUUCUGCCCAUGCUGACUAUUAGCAUGCUCUACAUGCUCAUUGGCCUACAGCUGAAGCGGGAGAGGAUGCUGCAGACCAAGGCCAGCCCAGAGCCGGAUGACUGUUGCCAUGCACGUGGCCGACAGCAGAAAACACGCCAGCAGCAGGUCACUAAAAUGCUGUUUAUGUUGGUGGUGAUGUUUGGCAUCUGCUGGGCUCCAUUUCACACAGACCGUAUAAUGUGGAGCUUCAUGGACCAGAUCAGCAAUCACAUAAAGAUCUUUGAAGCAUACGAGUAUGUUCAUGUCAUCUCUGGGGUCUUCUUUUACCUCAGUUCUGCUGUCAACCCCAUUCUCUACAAUCUGAUGUCCACACGCUUUCGGGAGAUGUUUAAGGAAGUUAUGUGUCGUCACAAAUGGCGCCCUGUCCCCAGGAAGCACUCACUUAGCAUGACACGGGUAACUUUACGCAGCACAGUGAGUGAAGUUGCCCCCAGCAAUUGUAUGAACAUUGCUGAUGGAGAUUAUGAGUUUUAUGAAUGCCAUGAACACGAGACCAUGUUUGACUGA
This is a messenger RNA of Electrophorus electricus (electric eel), 1272 nucleotides long. RefSeq names its product neuromedin U receptor 1a (gene nmur1a). Gene Ontology annotation, molecular function: neuromedin U receptor activity. Gene Ontology annotation, biological process: neuropeptide signaling pathway. Gene Ontology annotation, cellular component: plasma membrane. NCBI's taxonomy places the organism in Eukaryota, Metazoa, Chordata, Actinopteri, Gymnotiformes, Gymnotidae. The record is from RefSeq and is a predicted model, not a curated record.